UGACGUGCAAAAAAAAAAAUUUGAUAUGCUCAUAUAUAAACUUUAUUGCCUUAGCUACUCUAUACAUGUUGAGUUACAUUGAAAUAUAUGGGUAUAUUCCUGAAAUCUAUCCCAUAAAUUGGGAAAAUCAUUCCCCAUCUCUUUAUGGGCACGGUUUAAUCUCAUUCUAUCUGAAUCAAUGUGUAUGCUAUCAAACGUGCUAAUAAUGCGGUUUCAACUGUUGAUGUGAUGAAGACUAUAGCAAGUCGAUAAAAUAACUUUCUCAUAGUAACUACCAGAACCAUAUGAGUAUCCUGAUAUAGAAUAUUGCUAUCACGCUAAAGGUGCAAGCGGAUUAUAAAGAGCUUACAUAGAUAAAGAAAUUUACGUUAAAUGUAAGAAAGCAUCAUACUCCAUAUGUGUGGUACGUGCAAAAUAUUCUAAUACACUUUACGAAUAUCAAGUUUCCUCUACAAUUGUCGAGCAUCAUUUGAGUUGCGGUGCACAUUGUAUUUUUAGCUAUUAAUGCUUAGCCACAAUAUUGGUUCACCAAUAUCGCUUUUUAAUUUUCUAACAGUAAACGGAAUAUCAAUAUACAAAAAAAUGGAUAUGCUUCAUAUUUAAAUACAAUAUUAAAAUGGAACCAGUUCGUUUUGGGGGAAAAAAAUACCUUUUUCGAUGUAAUUAAUAGAGAUUAUGUUUAUUCAGUGGCAAUAAAAUAUGCUAUUUUCUGUCUCGAAUUUUGAAACCCUUUUUGUCGCAUCUUCAGGAGCGGUUUCACAGCCUGAAACAUUAAGCAUGGGAGUGAAUGUUUACAUUUAAAAUGAUUCAAAGUGGAAAUUGCAUUUAUGGGUCCUCAUAUUAUUUCAUAUGACUCGUCUUUAAAUUUAUAUGAAGACAAAAAGUUCUACCAUGACGUAGUCGUUAAGGCUGAGAUUGUCAUUAUUUUAUGAAAUAAAUUUCUCUAAAAAAAAUGUAUCUUACCAAUAAACAUCUAUAUGUUAAAAUAAUAAUAAUAAUACUUUGUUCCUGAAUAUCUCAAUAGACUUUCAUGGCAUCUAAGGGGAUUAUAUACAAAGAAGCAACCCCUGUAUUUUCUGUUCUUUUGAUUGAUCAACCAGUAAAAACAGGUACAUAUGUAGCGAUAAAUAACUAAUCAGUCAUACUUUAAUGGUGGAUUUGUCAUUCCAAGUGGUGGGCAGUCUUGUCCCCUUCAAAAUUAUCAGACUGUAAAUUACGCACUCUGUGAUAAACUCCGAGCUCACUGUGAACGUUUCGAAAAAUGAAUACUUUAAGAUGUGCAAAAAAAAAAUGACAUGCUACAAUCAUAAAAGAAACCCAUUAUACGUUAGUGCACUAGCAUAAUGGUUGGCAUACGCUAUGAACUUAUUAUUCCUCGAGUAGGUGUGAAAUAUAAUCUACAAGAUGUUAUUGUAGAGAGCUUUGUAAAUCUAAUAUAUGCCAUAUAUAUCAUUCGCAAUAGUAGAAACUUCUUUAGUGAUGAAACCUCCUUUGAAAUGAUACAUUUCCAAGUUUUAUUCCCUUAGUUUUAUCUUGACUCGCAAGCGACUACCAGAAUAAGGAUCGUUCUUUCGUCUCUUCUGUGAGAAUUUGACAAUUAAAUUUUCUAUCAAUUCAAUAAAUAUUUAAGCCUAUAUUUUUAAGAAUGUCAAAAACAAAAAAAUAUGUCGGAAUCGAAUAAUAGUAGAUACACAAUAAAAGAAACAGUAUUAAGCUCCAAAUAAAAUCAUCAUUUGAGGCUCAAUAUUAUGCUAAAAUCUUGUAUAGAUAAUUUUUGAAUCCAUAAAGUUUUUACUCACUCUUCUUUUCUGCAAUCUUUUUUCGCUGUAGAUAAUAAAUAUUAUUACUACAGAACCUCUUUUAAAUGGUCGCACGUAGUCGCUGUGUUUGUCGUGGAGUUUUCCACAAUGCACCCACUGUUUACCCCUUCACAAAACCGUUCCACGAUACACCGUAUGAUCAAGACCGCGGACGAUUUGAUACUACUAAGAAUAUUUUAAAACAAAAUGAAUGGCCAGUUUGGAUGGAUCAAGGUGCCGAUGGUACUGGCUUUGGGAUCGGUCUUCACCGCGCUCACCCUUUGUCAAAGCUACAAGGAAAUCUAAGCCGUAAACCAAGUGAAGUUCCACGAGUUUUAGCUAUGAUGAUUCAAGGAGUGUGGCAUAAAAGCGGGACCAAAUUGUAUUUUAGAGGAGGCAAACCGCCAAAUCCAAGCAAACAUCCAUACCUAACCGGUGAACCGUGUCCGGUGUACGGUUGGAAAGUAACCGAUCCUUUAGUAACUCGAGAAUUCGAUUUCCCACAUAUAGAACAAGACCAAAUGCGUUACAAGCCAUAUGUGGCUUUGCAAGAACGUAAGGUUGAUGGGAGUGAUGUAGCUGAUUCGAAAGCAAAUUCUCUGAAACCAUUAUCACAGGAUGAUAGUAGCACCAAACCCUUUGUGAAACGCCUAUUUUUUUGGCAAUGACAUAAAGUAACAACUUUGAAUACAAAA
This is a messenger RNA of Phytomonas sp. Hart1, 2494 nucleotides long. Lineage: Eukaryota; Euglenozoa; Kinetoplastea; Trypanosomatida; Trypanosomatidae. The record is from the annotation of a GenBank genome assembly.